Molecule: messenger RNA, 2447 nt
Organism: Vigna unguiculata (cowpea)
Lineage: Eukaryota; Viridiplantae; Streptophyta; Magnoliopsida; Fabales; Fabaceae
Molecular function (GO): catalytic activity
Source: RefSeq, a predicted model, not a curated record
CCUGCAAAAGGUUAUAGCAGGGGUGGGAAGAAGAUGAUGUCUCCCACACUCUCAGUCUCAUUCUCUUGCAAUCCUAAAAACCCAAACUCGCUUUGCUUUCUUUCUUUGCAGGACUUUGCAAACACUUCAACUCUCAGGCUUUCGCCAACGCUUCCGCUUCGUUGCUCUCAGGAAAGAAGCCUUGCACCAGCACCAACUGUGCUAGAUGAAAGCAUUGGGGGUUUAUCAACCUCAAACGACCGCGUUUUGAGCGGCGAUACUCCGGUGCUUCGGCAAAAUGGGCCACCUCCUCUAGUCAGUGCAUUGAGAGCUUCUGCUGAGCAAAAUGUUGCCAGUUUUCACUUUCCGGGACAUAACAGAGGGCGUGCUGCACCUGCUUCCUUGACUCGGCUCAUUGGAACGAGACCGUAUUUGCAUGAUUUACCUGAGCUUCCAGAGCUUGACAACCUCUUUUGUCCCCAGGGGCCCAUAUUGGAAGCACAGACUGAAGCAGCCAAACUGUUUGGAUCGUCACAUACAUGGUUUCUUGUUGGCGGUACUACUUGUGGGAUUCAGGCGGCCAUUAUGGCUACCUGUUCCCCGGGAGAAUUUCUGAUUCUUCCGAGGAAUUCCCAUAUAUCAGCUAUAUCUGCUAUGGUAUUGUCUGGUGCAGUGCCUGAGUACAUUGUUCCCGACUAUGAGAAUGAUUGGGACAUUGCUAGUGGUGUCACUCCAUUACAGGUAUUGAAAGCCAUCCAGGGAUUAGAAAUGGAAGGGAAAAAAGCGGCAGCGGUGUUCAUCACCUCUCCUACUUAUCAUGGCAUUUGCAGUGAUGUAAGCAAGAUUUCUGAGCUGUGUCAUUCUCGUAAAAUUCCUUUGAUUGUUGACGAAGCUCAUGGUGCACAUUUUGGAUUCCAUUCUGAACUGCCUAACUCAGCCCUCCAGCAAGGGGCUGAUCUGACUGUACAGUCAACUCACAAAGUUCUAUGCUCUCUUACUCAGUCAUCUAUGCUGCACAUGUCACGAAAUAUUGUAGAUAAGGAAAAAAUUGAUAGAUGUCUCCAAACUCUUCAAACCACAAGUCCUAGCUAUCUGCUUUUGGCAUCCCUGGAUGCUGCCAGAGCUCAACUUAGUGAACGCCCUGAUGUUGUAUUCAACCAAGCAAUUGCAUUAGCUUAUGAAGCAAAGUACACGCUAAAACAAAUUGCUGGUAUAUCAGUGCUUGAGAAUUCAAGCUUUUCAAACUUUCCUGCAAUGGAUCCAUUGCGUCUCACUGUGGGCUUUUGGAAGCUUGGUUUAUCAGGUUACGAAGCUGACGAAAUCUUAUACAGAGAUUAUGGUGUUAUCUGUGAACUUGUUGGGAACAAAUCUAUUACUUACGCAUUUAAUCUCGGGACUUGUAGGGAUCAUGUCCAAAGACUUCUAUUGGGAAUAAAGCAUUUGGCUGCAACAUAUUCUUCCUUUCAGCAACCUGAAGAGAAAGUGUGUGAUGCUCAUGCACCCUUUGAUGAUAUAAUCAUGAGUUUGAUCCCCAGAGAUGCCUUUUUUGCAAGUAAAAGAAAAGUAACAAUAAGGGAGAGCAUCGGUGAGGUUUCAGGGGAGCUUGUAUGUCCAUAUCCUCCGGGCAUACCAGUAUUGAUCCCUGGUGAGGUUAUUACCGAAAGAGCUGUUGAUUAUCUUCUACAUGUUAGGAGUAAAGGUGCUGAUAUUAGUGGAGCAUCUGAUCCCUUACUUUCUUCAGUAGUUGUCUGCAACGUAAAGUAAACCAGCUGGUGAGAAGUACUUUGAAGUUAACACUUCCAAGUGGCCUUUGAUUUUUGCAUCACACCAAAAGAUUAUUUUACAGUUGACGAUGGUUUACGCAGCUGAGGAAAUUCUCGAGUAGUUAGCAAAUAGCAAAGGCAGAAUUGUUGGUAAACUUUUCUCAUUUUAAUGGAUAAGAAUGAAGGGGUACUCAAAUUUUGCCUCUUGGAAACGCUACUGGGUUACGAUGUGUUAAAUAUCGUACUCAUUGAGUCAGGAGACUGGGCAAUUAAAUGCUAAUCCUUGAGGAAGGACCAAAACUAUUGGCAGGGCCCAGAUGCAAACCAGCAUCAACCUGGACGCAAUCAUAAAUAUUGAAAGAAAAUUGCAACUAAUUGUAUUUUAAUUGUGUAUGUGUAGCUAAUUGGAAAAAAUUGAUUUAGAGAAUGUCAUGGAGAAUAGGAAGAAUUGGUUUCAGAUUUUUUCAUGCUAUGAACGUUAGGGUGACAGGGAAGGUCAAACAUUGAGAAGUCAGUGGCAGAUACCAGAGUCACACUGCAUAUGUUCAUCCUGCUCCUCAGAAAUUGCUUAUGUUUUCAAUUUUCAACAUUAGUUAAGUCGUGUGAGAUGUAAAAGUCAAGAUUGUUUCAUGCAAGUAUUACUUUGACGCUGAAUCGUAUCAUGUGUUCUUUUUUAGUCAAGAUUGUGUAGAUCUGUUGAGGUCA